Messenger RNA from Corticium candelabrum, 1141 nucleotides. Its product is annotated as cyclin N-terminal domain-containing protein 1-like. Gene Ontology annotation, biological process: reciprocal meiotic recombination. The record is from RefSeq and is a predicted model, not a curated record. The transcript has 5 exons. Lineage: Eukaryota; Metazoa; Porifera; Homoscleromorpha; Homosclerophorida; Plakinidae. The coding region runs from base 126 to 1049 and encodes 307 amino acids. Gene Ontology annotation, cellular component: site of double-strand break.
GUUUUACAAUUGUGGCGGGAUUCUGAGCUACUGGGUUGUGAUCGGAUGACUGAAACCGGCGAGAACUUGACUGAAUUGGCUGAGUAGGGACCUAACAGUGUGUUGUGAUAUUUUGUUGGUUGUUUAUGGCUCUUCACGGGCUUUCCAAGGCGUUAGUUGAGCCUCUUUUCAAUUGUAAAGGCGCUAGCUUGUCACCGGACGUCUUGGAGGAAUAUCUUUGUGUGCUCGCCAGACUAAACGAGGAAAAUAUGGAGAAAGUCGACCAUCAGGCGGGACAUUUUGUGAGCAGCAAGAGUGUCGAGUAUGUUUUUGCGACCUGCCAUCAUCUCGACCUUCCGGUAGAAACAAAAUACAUUGCAGUUGAACUCUUUGAUAGGUUCAUGAGAGCACACGUAAGCAGUCUUCUCCACCACGUGCACAGAUCCUGCAAGCCGGAUCGUGAUAGAAAUUGGGAGGCGGUUGAAGAACGUCUUAAAUCUCAACUACCGCUUCGCAUUCUAUCGUGCGUACAACUUGGCAGUAAAUUGUGUUCACACUACAAGGCGCUGACACCGGGUCGUGUAAAAGACUUCUUGUCGUCAGAAGGCCAUCUAUACAGCAACAACGCCAUCCUACAGUCAGAGAUCAGAGUCUUGAAUACACUCUCGUUCAGCGUCCAGGUGACAUCACCUCUAGUUUACAUCGAGACAUUACUCGAAACGCUAGGUCACAACUCUCCUGUUAUUGAUGUCAAACGGUUGUAUACAGUGAGUGUGAAAGUCCUUGACGUGUACUAUCUACUCAGAAAAGAAGUCUACUCUGAAUUGUUAAGGCGUUCGAAAGCGUUACAGUCCAAGCGCCCCCUCGUCCUGUCUAGUGCUCGCGUAACGAGUGUGAAACAACAAGCGGAUUAUAUGUGGCUGGCAGCAUCUGCUAUAGGAGCCGCUUCUUUCUUUAUAAAUCAGGGAACAAGUGACCAGGUCGUUGAUCAGUUGAGUCAAAUUGCUGGAAUUGUUAGCGAUGAAUUAGUAGAAUUUGCAGCUGUACUUGUUGGACUUAUAAUUUCGUGAGGCGGGAUAUUCGUGUCGGUAAGUUUAAUUAACGUAUACAUACAUACGUGUACACAUACGGUACCGGUACCGUAACAAUCUACGAGCAUUGA